Molecule: messenger RNA, 3351 nt
Organism: Cricetulus griseus (Chinese hamster)
Lineage: Eukaryota; Metazoa; Chordata; Mammalia; Rodentia; Cricetidae
Source: RefSeq, a predicted model, not a curated record
GUUGGCCUGCACAUUGAGCCAGCACAUCCACAUAAGUUGCCUUUUGACAGAGCUGUGGCCAUGGCUGCAUAGUAGGACCAGUGUCCAGGACCGUGAGGCCAGAAUGAGUGAAGAAGCAUGUAGAACCCGCAGUCAGAAGCGAGCCCUUGACCCUGACCUAACGGAGGAUGAUGUGGACAGCAAGAAAAUGAAAAUGGAGAGAGGACCAUCGGAGCUAACUGUGGAUGGAGACACCAGGGUUAUGCCUGAGCCGUGUACAGGCCCAGCCCAUGGGUUGCUGAGGACAACAGAGACCACAGCCACAGGAUCAGGCGAAGGGCUGUUAGGAGAUGGGCCUGUGGACAUGCGCACUUCACACAGUGACAUAAAGUCCGAGAAGAGACCUCCUUCACCUGAUGUGAUCGUGCUCUCUGACAGUGAGCAGCCAUCAAGCCCAAGGAUGAAUGGGCUGACCACAGCAGCCUUGAAGGACACCAGCACUGAGGCGCUACUGAAAAGCAGCCCAGAAGAGCGAGAGCGGAUGAUCAAGCAGCUGAAGGAGGAGUUGAGGCUAGAGGAAGCUAAGCUGGUCCUGUUGAAGAAGCUACGGCAGAGUCAAAUACAAAAGGAAGCCAUAGUGCAGAAGCCUGCAGCUUCCUCAGGGAGCACCGUGACCACCCCUCCCCCUCUAGUGCGGGGUAACCAGAACAUUCCUGCUGGCAAGACAUCACUUCAGACCUCCUCUGCUCGAAUGCCGGGCAGCAUCAUCCCUCCGCCACUGGUCCGAGGUGGGCAGCAGGUGUCUGCCAAGCUGGGACCACAGGCCAGUUCCCAAGUAGUCAUGCCACCACUUGUCAGAGGGGCCCAGAUUCACAACAUCAGACAGCAUUCCUCCACGGGGCCACCACCUCUCCUCCUAGCCCCCCGUGCCUCAGUGCCCAGCAUGCAAAUUCAGGGACAGAGGAUCAUCCAGCAGGGACUCAUCCGUGUCGCCAAUGUCCCCAAUACCAGUCUGCUUGUUAACAUCCCUCAGCCCACUGCAGCCUCACUGAAGGGGACAACAGUUGCCUCUGCUCAGGCCAGCUCCACCCCCACCAGUGUGGCCUCUGUGGUUGCAUCUGCUGAGUCUCCAGCUAGUCGACAGGCUGCUGCCAAGCUAGCACUGCGAAAGCAACUGGAGAAGACUCUGCUCGAGAUCCCACCUCCCAAGCCUCCUGCUCCAGAGAUGAACUUCUUGCCCAGUGCUGCCAACAAUGAGUUCAUCUACCUAGUCGGCCUGGAAGAGGUGGUGCAGAACCUGCUGGAGACACAAGCAGGCAGGAUCUCUGCCAGCACAGCUGCUGCUGUGUUAUCCCGGGAGCCUUAUAUGUGUGUUCAGUGCAAGACGGACUUCACAUGCCGCUGGCGGGAGAAGGGCGGAGUUGUCAUGUGUGAGAACUGCAUGACGUCCAACCAAAAGAAGGCCCUCAAGGUGGAACAUACCAGUCGGCUGAAGGCUGCCUUUGUGAAGGCGCUGCAGCAGGAGCAGGAGAUGGAGCGGGGGGAGCCUGCAGCCCCACAUACCACGCUGAAGCAGGUCAUAAAGCCCCGACGUAAGUUGGCGUUCCGCUCAGGAGAGGCCCGUGAUUGGAGUAACGGGGCUGUGCUACAGGCUUCCAGUCAGCUGUCCCGGGGCUCAGCCACAACACCUCGUGGUGUUCUGCACACAUUCAGCCAGUCACCCAAACUGCAGAAUGCAGCCUCAGCUACGGCCCUGGUAAGCAGGACUGCCAGACAUUCCGAGAGAGCUGUGAGCACCAGCAAGGGCACCACUUCCAACUGGAAAAAGACGACCCUGAGCACAGGUGGCACCCUUGCCUUCGUCAGCCCAAGCUUGGCAGUGCAUAAGACUUCCUCAGCUGUGGACCGUCAGCGAGAAUACCUCCUGGACAUGAUCCCUCCACGCUCCAUCCCCCAGUCAGCCACGUGGAAAUAGUGUGAGCCCGGCCCAGCUGAGGACAGGCCCUCUGCUCUCCCGAGGCCCCUGGCCUAGGACACACAGACCACCCUCCUAACCAGUUGCCUGAGACAGCUCAGGCCUUGGCUAUUUAGCCCUGCGGUGUUCAGAAGAGGGUGCCACCCUGGUACCCGGGAUCAGAACCAGGGACCCUCCCCGAGGGCCUUCUCCUUCCUUUUUGCCUUUAGUUUGCCCGACACCAGCAGAAACUCGGACCUUGGGGCCAGCUCUGCCUGGCCAGCAUGGGUAGGAGCUCACCCUGGACACUGUGACAUGCCCAGGCCAGGCUGGCACCCGGAGCUCCCAAAGUUGAGCCAGGGUUUUGUUUUCUUUUGGCUUUUCCCGUCUUAGCUCCCCAGUCUCUGCCUCCUCAUGGCCAUCUAUAGGUUGAAGUUUGGGUUUUUGUUUUUUCUUUUUUAAUCACCUCACAAUGAUGAUGGAAUUAAAAGUGAACUGUGUAGACCCAGGGUCCCUGUUGUGCACAGUGUCAUCCUGGCAGGCCCUGGUCCCAGAGAAUGCUCUGAGUGGCAGUACCCAGGGAUGACAGGGGCCACCACGGCUCCAGUUGUGUCUGUUGCUGCAGCCCCUGGCUUCCACGGUUAUCAGAAUGAACCGCAGCCCCAGACUCUGCCAGACACUUGGAAGUUCCAAGGGAAUGCUGGGCCUACUGUGCUGGAACCAGAGCUGGCUGCUAGCAGGGAGGGUACUGGGUUAUUUUUUGUGGUUUAUUUUAUUAAAAUUUCUUUCCUUUUCCUCUUCAUUUUGAUGGACACAAGCUCAAGGUACCCAAGAGGCACCCAGGUAGGCCCAUACAGAACCCUACAGGGGCCUGGGGCCGGCAGGGUUUACUUCCAUCGACUUCUCAGUCCACAGGGAUGUCUUUGAAAGGGCCAGGUCUACUUUAGUUUUAUUUUGUCCCUCCCACUAAGAAAUUGGUUUCAUGGUGAAAGGCAGAAGCAGCACUGUGUGUCAAGCCUGCCCAGAGCAGCCUACUGCUCAUCUGUAGUGACUGGUUGCUGUCGGAUCCCGACCAGCCCUGGCUUCCCUCGACACAAUACAGUUAGGGACUUUAAUUUAAACCCUUGUUCUGCAGACACACCCUCUGCAGACAUGCCCCUGCCUCCUCCUAAUAAAGGCUCAUUUAACCCCGUGCUCACUUGUGUGCAAAUCCUCCAUCUCUAGGAAUUAUUUGGGCAUAUGGGAGUUCAAGUUUUGGAAAAUCUUUUUGUUGUGUGAAACCCAAGUUUCUCAGUGCUUUUAGGUUUGAGUGUGUCACUUCCCUGGGUGGAUUUGGGGGAAUGAAAAGAAAUCGACCCUUUUUGGGGGAGAGGGGGUGUUUUUACACCAAUAAAUGUAUAUGUAAAUAUUUCAAUAUA